This is a messenger RNA of Mesorhabditis spiculigera, 571 nucleotides long. Lineage: Eukaryota; Metazoa; Nematoda; Chromadorea; Rhabditida; Rhabditidae. The record is from the annotation of a GenBank genome assembly.
AUGCAUUUGAAUCGAUUUACCAUCGUGUGGUUGCCGAUCAGACACCAGCAGCUCUGGCGUACACGCAACAUUCAACUAGCCAUCAUUUUGAUUUUCAUCGUCAGCUUCGGCCUGACCUAUCAGGCUUUAAUAGUUUCGAAUAUUUUGAUAAAAGUCGGGAACUAUGCGGUCCCGAACCCGGCGACGUAUGGGGAAAUGGACUUUACCCUCGACGUGAUUCGCCUCACCAGCCAGGUGUAUCCACUUCUAUCACUGGUAAUUUGCGGUGGCACCAUCUUCAAAUUGGUUCAUAUGCGAUAUAGGAAACAACAGUAUGUGUUGGAUUUGAAUAUUGCCAAGAAGCGCAAAAAACAAUCUAGGUCUCAAUCGAGCGCCAAAAUUGAGCUCAAUCUAACGUUUAUUUGCCUGGCCACGUUGGUUAAUCAGCUUGGGCUAAUGGGGUUUAUGUUUUUCCUCGGCAUAGCUGAGAGCUUCCCGAUAGACACGCGAAUAAUCUUGCUGAACCUCGUCUCUGACGUGUCAACCAUCAGCGAGGCGUGGAUUGCGAUACUUGUCAAUCGCACCCUACGAG